Molecule: messenger RNA, 847 nt
Organism: Neolamprologus brichardi
Lineage: Eukaryota; Metazoa; Chordata; Actinopteri; Cichliformes; Cichlidae
Source: RefSeq, a predicted model, not a curated record
GAGCUUCUCCUUUUGACUUCAGAUCAAUGAACUGAAGAUGAAGGUCAUCGAGCUGGCCGGAGUGAAGAAACCUGCCUUGAAGAAAGUGCGUAUGAGUGCCGACGCCAUGCUUAAAGCUCUGCUGGGCUCCAAACACACGGUAAACAUGGACCUCAGGGCCAACCUGAAGCAGGUCAAGAAGGAGGUGAAGGAUGAGUCUGCUGAGGUGGUGGGCGACUGGCGCAAGAACAUUGAGGACAAGGCUGACAGGAAGAAGAUGUUUGAGACCUCUUAAAGACUUUCUCAUCCAACUUUUGUUUUGCUCAUUCUGGGGUGUUACAGCUCUUCAUCACUGUUGCCUCUGAUCUCUUACGUGCAAUUAAAUGUUCUUUUUGGAAUAAGGCAAUGCUGUGAAGCUGCACUUUUUUCAAGGCGGUCUUUUUUUAUUUUAACGGCUAAUUUAAGUCGGGCUAAUUUAUACGGGCUGUUGUAUAUUCACUUACUCCUGAGUUCAAUCAGGUUCAAUCAGAAAUCUAAACCAGAAAAAGCUUUUUUUUUUUCCAGGUGUAAGAUGACUUUAAUAUAACUUACAUUUCCAAAUAGGCAGUUAGAAACUGAGAUGUGUUGUGCUGAUGUUUUACCACCAGAUGUCAGUAGAGAGCCUUUUCAUCCUUUAUUUGCUGGCUCCGUUUUCUUCUUUUACAUCUUCUCUUUUUAGUUUGAGUCCUAGAAGACUCAACUAUCUGACUCAAGACUCAGCUUUUGCUGACAGAUUUUUUUCGUCAUACCUGGAAUUUAUUGAUCAAUCGUUUGUAAUCAAAUCAUAUUUGAUCACCAAUAAAGCUGCAGCCGCACAGAGUUCUACAAA